Molecule: messenger RNA, 251 nt
Organism: Ceutorhynchus assimilis (cabbage seed weevil)
Lineage: Eukaryota; Metazoa; Arthropoda; Insecta; Coleoptera; Curculionidae
Source: the annotation of a GenBank genome assembly
CGGGUCGCCUAUAAAAUACUUUGGUUCUGCUGUAAAAGCAUCUAUUAGUUUUGAUCGUCUUCCUGAAAAAUGUUCAAACUGAUUUUGUUGUGUUUUUGUGUCUUGGUCGCUGUCCUGGCAGCACCUAAGCCUGGAUAUCUUGGCGGUUAUCCUGCAAUAUCAGCAUACUCUUACUAUAGACCAUAUUCCUAUUGGCCUUAUUGGUACAACAGCUACCCAUGGUACUCCAAAUAUUAUUCAUAUUGGUAACC